AUGUCUACAUGGAUAAAUAAAAAGUUAAUAUCCUUUUCUGAAAAGGUUAUUGAAAAUGUGAUCGACUCCUUUACUAAUAAGAAUACACCCAUAGAUAAUAUACAGAAUAUGCAAGGGACCCAGCUUGGGAAAAUUAUCAACAAAGUUAUUUCUUCAAAAUACUUUUUUAAAAAUGAUGAUAUAUGUUAUAAUAAAAACAAUUUAGAUUUUAAAUGGUACCUUAAGAAAGAUAGGAAGAAAAGUAGAAAAAUCAAAAAAAAGCAAAAAAAAAGGAAAAGAAAAAUGAUAAUGAUGAAAAGGGGUGUAGAAAAUGUCAAGAAUGCUGAUAGUAGUAAUAAUGAUGUGUGCCAUGAUCAGAAUAAUAAUAAUUUUAAUGAUCCUUUAGUUAGUAAAAAUACAAAUUAUAAUUAUUUGUAUACAAAUAAUAAUGAGAACAAUAUGAAGGAAAGUACCUUUUUAAAAAUUGAUGAAUCAUAUUUAUCGACAUCGUAUAUUUUAAAUGGAAAAUUUGUUAGUGGUAAUAAUAUUUCAGAUAAUAAAAAUGAUUUGAAUGAAAAGAAAUAUAUAAAUAUAAAAAGAACUAAUAGUCAUAACGACACAUCAUCCUUAUCAAUAUCUCAAAAUAAUUUUAGCAAAAUAAAAAAGAAAAAGGGUGCAUCGUCAAUAAAUUCAUAUGACGAAUCUUCUCCGAAUGUGUCACCUCCAUCAAUGUAUUCUUCAGAAAAUUUGUCAUAUAAUGAGAAGAGGCAUAAUAAUAAUAGUGAUAAUAAUAAUGAUAGAAAUAUGAAAAGUUAUAAUUAUAGUAGUAGCAACAUCAACAAGAAUUGUAGUAGUAGUAGUACUAGUAGUAGUAUUAGUAGUAGUAGUAUUAGUAGUAGUAGUAUUAUUAGUAGUAGUAUUAUUAGUAGUAGCUGUAGUAGUGUUACGUGCAGUGAUAGCUCGCUAAAUAUUUAUAACACCAAGAGAUCUUCGCAUGGUUCACAUAAUCAAUUUUGUGGUAGUAUGUCAUGUUAUGAAAAGGAUAAGAAAAAGAACAGAUUGGAUAAUAAGAAUAAAAUGAAAAAUAAAAACAUUUUAAAUAAAAAAAAGAAAUAUAAAAAUAAAAAGAUGCCUAAAACUAUAGAUGGUAAUGAUACGUCCUUAUUAUUAUCAUCAUCCACUUCAUCUUGUAAUACAAAGGUGUCUUUUGAUAAUAAUGAGAAUUAUGGAAUAAUUAAAGAAUUCAGUCUUUGUAAAAUAAAUUUAUUUAUAAAAGAGGCGAAAUUAUUAUUUUUUAACAAAAAUAUAAGUAUUAGUGAUGUAAGUCUUUAUGUAACUACUAUCAUGGAGGAUAAGAAAUAUAUUGGGAAAUUAAGAAAAUUAAGUUCACGAACUUUACCUAUGAAUAAUUUGAUUAUCAAUGAAUAUAUAAAUCAUAAUAUAAAAGAUGUAUAUACAGAUAUUAUUAUAAAUAUAAGAUAUAAGAAUAGGAAGAAAGAAAAAGAAGAUAUUAUUUUAGGAAGAGCAAUAAUUCCAUUGUUUCUUAUAUUGAAUACUUAUAAGUGGAAAAUUAAGAAGAUAAAAAACAAAAUCAGAUAUUGUACCAAAUGUUUUUUAUGGUUACAUAUAUUUCCAUGUAAUAAUAAAUUAUUUAAUUAUAAAUUUUUUAAACCUGUAGAAGGUUUUGAAGAAUAUGGUAUGUUAAAUCCUUUGUAUACAUUAGGAUUUCUGAAUAUUCAAAUUAAAAUAAUAUUUAAGAGAAAUCCAUUGUUUCUUACAUUUCUGAGUAAUAUUAGGAAACCAUUAUUUUAUUACAAGUUACCUGUACAAUUUGAACCAUUAUAUUGUCAAUAUUAUAGUGAGAAUUUAUAUGUAUAUGCUAAAAACAUUCCUUUAUGGAUAUAUAAAUUUUUUUAUAUCUUUCAUUACAAAAGAUUAGAAAUGAUAUCAUUAAAUUGUUAUGAUUACAUAUGUAUUUUGAUUUUCUGGUUAUUUUUUUUUGAUCUUGUAGUUUUAUCACCUUUUUCUUUAAUAUUUGUUCAUCUAUUUUUUUGUAUCUUUUUUAUUUCUUUAUCAUAUAAGUAUGGAAAAUUUGUACCUCCAUAUUAUAAGAAGAAGAAUUUGUUUUAUAAUUUUCGUCCCAUUCGAGUAAGCCGAGUAAGUCGACGUAAUUGUGACUAUACAAAGAGGAGGAUAGAGACGACAAACUUUAUUUUGAAUGAUCAGAAAAAUGUGGAGAUAUAUAAUAGGGAGAAGAAGUUGGAUCUUUUGGAUGAUAACAAUGUAGAUGCUAAUUAUUGUAAGUAUCCAUAUUGUAGUGAGGAGAAUAAUAUGGAUAAGUUAAAUAAGGAUGGAAGGGAUGUUAAUAAAGGGGUUGAUAAAAAUAUUAUUAAGGGUAAGAAUAUGAUGACACGAGGUGGUGGUUUGAAUAUAUAUGACGCAUGUAAGAUGUUUAUAAAAGGAGACACUGUGAUGAAAGCUAAUAUUAUAAAUGACAACAUUGUUUAUGAAAAUUUUAUAAAGGAUGGUAUAAAAAAAAAUGAUGUAAUGAUGGAUAGUGAAGAAGAUAAGGAAAUAAAUGCGGUGUAUAUAAAUAAUAAAAAUGUAUAUAAUAAUAAUAAUGCUCCUGUUAGUUGCCACGAUUGUGAUGAUCCUAAUAAUUUGAGUGUGCAUGUACACAAAGAGGAAAACAAUUCAACUUCCAAUAAGAUGAUUUUACCAAGUGUUUGUAGUGAGAAUAGUUUAAAGGAAACCAUGGGAAAUCAAUCGAUGGAAAAUAAUAAUAAGAUCAAUAAUGAGAAUAAUAAUGAUGUUGAUAGUGUGGAGAAAACAGAUAUUUUAUUGAACUUAUCUAAUGGUAAAAACAAUGGUAAUGUUACAUCAUCCUUAUGUGAAAAUUUAUUUGUGUAUAAUCAAGAUAAAAUUCAAAGGAAGAAAAAGGUGCCAUAUAAAAAUAAGGAAAGGGAUAAUAAGGAUGAUUUAGAUGAAAAAAAGGAUAUGUAUAUAUGUAAUGAUGAUAGUAGUGUGAUUACUUCUAGUGAGAAAGGUGUGACUAAAGAAAGGAUUCAUAUGAAUAAGGAGAAGUUAAAUUAUAAUGGUUCUAUGGAAUGUAGCAGUGUAUGUGUAGAAAAAAAUAACAUGAGUUAUAUUGCUAGGAGGAUACAAAAUAUGAUGUAUGAUACAAAGGAAAAGAUGAAACUGGAUCAAAUACAUAUGAAUAAACAUAUGAGUGGAUUUAUGAAGCUUUUUAACGUGAAACAUGUAGAGAAUGAAAAAGAGAAUGAUAUAGAUAAAUAUCAUGAUAAAGGAGAGAGCGACAAGCAGGUGCCUUCCUCUGUGGGUUCCUACAAAUUAAUGAUUAGUCAAGAGGCGGAAUUUGAAGAAGAAGAAUUUGAUGAAAAAGAAGAAUUUGAUGAAAAAGAAGAAUUUGAUGAAGAAGAGGAAGAAGGGGGACAAGAUGAGGAGUCGAAAAAAAUGAGUAGAGUGAAACAUAUUAAGAAAAGGGAAAAUAUUAUAAAUAUUGAAGGCGAGAAUAUUUUAAGUAGUGAUGGAAAAAAGAGUGAAUAUAUUAUUAAGGAUAGUAUGAAUAAUACAGAAUAUAUAAAUGAUAUAAUAUAUUAUAAUAAUUGUGAUAAUAUAUUAGAAGAUAAUAAAUCUGAAUAUAAUACAAGUAUGAAUGAGCGUGUUAUGGAUAAUAAGCAAGAAGUAAAUAAAAGAUCUAAUAAUUUCUUUUUCUCAUAUAAUAAUAAUAAUAAUAAUAACAAUAUUAAUAACAAUAAUAAUAACAAAAAUGAGAGCGUGUGGAGAAAUUUAUUAGGUAUACCAUCAAGUAAUAUAGAAACUGUAAAUUUGAAUUCAAAUAAUUGUACAGAAAUAAAAAAUAGUAAUAAAAAAUUCAAUAUUAUAGAUACAUAUGGUAAUAAUACAUUGCAAGAUAAAAGUAAUAUAAUUGAUUUAAGAAAGAAAUAUCCUUAUAUGCCUUUUGUUAAAUCCCCAUUCCACAAUUUUUAUUUAUAUAUGAAUACGAAUGAUAAUAAGAAUAUAUCUAUUUUUUCAAAUAAUGUAGAAGUACCAAAUGUGCAUGUUAUAUUAAAUAGAUUCAUAACGUUGAUAACUUGGACGCAACAUGUUUCUGGGAUAUUUACAAUGGUUUAUGAAAAAAUAAAAUAUGCUUUUAAUUGGGAGUUCAGUUUUUAUACCUUAGUAAAUAUAUUGAUUUUAUUUUUGAUAUGUUAUAGUAUAUCAUUUAUAAUAUAUAUGUUUUCUUAUAUACCAUUUGUUUUUUUUCGUUUUUUAUUUUUCGUGACGUGUUCUUAUUUUAUUAUAAGAAGCUAUGAACUUACUGAAGAUGGAAAUAGAGCAUGUUUGUAUUAUAAGAAGAGGAAAAUACAAUUUCUGAAAAAUAGAAAAAUUAGUUUGGCACAUGGUUUGUUUGAAACAUAUAAAUGGAAAAAUAUAAUAAAAAUAAUAAAGAAAACGUUAAAGAAAAAAGAUACAAAUAUAUUUAAAUAUAUAUGUUUAACAUGUGCAUUCAAAAUAUAUAAGUUGUUUAAAAUAAUAUUUGAGAAUAUAUUAUUGUAUAUAUUAUUUAUAUUAUUUUUUAUAAAAAAUUGGUAUACUCGAUUGUUAAUAUUAAAAGAUAUAGAGCAUAUGCAGAUAGCAAAAUUGCAGGGAUUCAAAAAUUUAUAUUUUUUUAUUCACAAUCGUAUAAUAAAGAGAGAACAGAAAAAUGUUAUGAGUAAUACAUCGUCUAACGAAAUAAAUAAUAGGAAGAGUAGUGUUAUAAAAAUAGUGAAUAUUGAUGAUAUGGAAAAAAAUGAGGAAAAUAUGAAUAAAAAUGAUAAUAAUCAUGAUAAAAACGAUGAUAUUGUGGAUGUAAAUAAUGUGCAUAUGAAUAUAAAUAAUGAUAAUAUGAAUACAAAUAAUGAAUAUGAAAUAAUAAAGAGAAGGAAUCAAAAUAAUAUGUUAGAUGGUAAACGUAAAUCUGUUAAAAGUCUUAUGUAUGAAAAUUAUAAGAAUCUUGAAUCAUAUGUAUAUUCAAGUAGCGAUAAAGAAGCAGUAAGUAUAAUUAAUGAGGACGACAUAAUAGAUGAGGAAGAGGAGGAGGGCAAUCAUCAAAAAGAAAAAUUAAAUAAAGAUAAUAUAAAUCUAGAUAAGAAGAAUAUAAAUACUUAUCAGGACAUCCAUAUUGAUCAAGAAAUACAACCAUGUGAUGAUGAAAAUGAUGACAAAUUAUCGUUAAGCCAAGUUACAGAUAAUGGUGCUAUGAACGUAAAUGUGGAUAUAUUCUUACAUUACUAUUUUAAAAAGAGGAAAUAUGAUUUGUUUAACAAUUUUAUAAAUAUUAACAGAAAUCAUAUGUAUACAUAUAAGGACAUUAAUCUGUUUUAUUCAAAUGAAGAUCAAAAAAUGAACAACAUUAAUUAUGGAGAAUAUCUAAACAGUGAUGAUGCUUAUUCAAGUUCUUAUGAUUAUAACAAGAGACAAAAGAAAAAACACGUGAAAUAA
Plasmodium falciparum 3D7 is the source of this 5487-nucleotide messenger RNA. RefSeq lists its product as uncharacterized. NCBI's taxonomy places the organism in Eukaryota, Apicomplexa, Aconoidasida, Haemosporida, Plasmodiidae. The record is from RefSeq and is a predicted model, not a curated record.